AUGUCCACGCCGACCACUGCUACUGCCACGCUUCCUCCUCCAGGCCAUUACCGCCAUCAGCUGCACCAUCCACAUCUCCAUCACUCGCAUCACCAUCAGAGCUACCUCACCUCUUCCUAUCCGCAAGGCCCGGCAAGUCCCUCGCCUGCCGCUGGCUUGCACCACCACAACCACCAUCCAGCGGCAUCGUCAAACACGAAUUAUCGCUCGACCGACACGCCUGCCUCGAUACGCGGAGCGUCGACCGUUGUCCUCCCUACCCCGGCCGCUGCAUCCACUGCGACAACGUCCAAGCGGUACCAACAACAGACCCUGCCUCACCUCCAGGCUUCUGCAGACCACUACCCAUACUCCGCCUCGACCCUGCCACCACUUCAGUCUCCUCACUACGGCACAACGGCUGCGUCCAAUGGACUAGCCGCCUCGGUAGCCCGCACCAGACAGGUCCCCGACACUCCCAGAGGCACAUCACACCCCUCCGGCUCGAGAUCUACGAGCCGGCAUCACUACUCAGACGCGACCGCAGACAUGUCACACACCGCUGUCGCCAGCCAGGCGAGUCAUUUGGGCUACGCCGACGACAGCAGCUCGGCCAGGAAACGACGCCGGUCGAGAGAACCCGACUGGGGCAAUUUUUACAAGAAUGGCCUGCCCAAGGAGAUCAUCGUCAUUGAUGACAGCCCCGAGCCCAGCAGCCAUUACGCUGCAUCCGUAGCGACGACAGCGUCAAAGACAUACACAAAUGGCAAUACAAACGGCUCGACUCGGAGUCAUCACAUCUCCGAUCCCAGUCACGCCCCCAAAAGACGUCGGAAGGACGAUCCUCUUGCUUACGAUAAUGUCCCAAGCUAUGUCAGCGGAAGCAGAGCAGACCCAUACGGCCACCCAUCACAUAGCGGGUCUGCGUCCACAGAUCGCACAACGUCAGCCCAUGUUACAACGGCGGCGACGUCAUUGGGAUCGUUGUCGUCAAAUGGCCAUUAUGACAACGAAGCCUUGACUGGCCAGAAGCGGAAACGGACGCGCCAGCAAAUUGCUCAAGAGGCCAAGCGACGUGAAGUCGAGACGCACAGAGACGUGUUCAGCUAUCAGCCGCCCAAGAAACCGGUCAAGAAAGCUGGCGAGGUUCACGUGCGCGCGGUUCAGGAUCGCAAUCACCAAAAUGUCAAGGUUGACGAUGACGACGGCCACUAUAUCGUCGUCCCCGACGCAGAUCUCACACCAGACUAUCAAAUGAUCAAGCUACUUGGCCAAGGCACCUUUGGCAAGGUCGUACAAGCACGCCACAAGAGAGACCAUCACCUGGUUGCGAUCAAGAUCAUCCGCGCUGUACAAAAGUACCGAGACGCCUCGCGCAUCGAGCUCCGCGUAUUGAAGACCUUGAAGGCAAACGAUGCCGAGAACAGGAACCGUUGCAUCCACCUUCGCGACUGUUUCGAUUUCAGAGGACACAUCUGUAUUGUCAUGGACCUGCUCGGCUCCAGUGUCUUUGACUUCCUCAAGAGCAACAAUUUUGUGCCAUUCCCUAACAGCCAGAUUCACAACUUUGCUCGGCAGCUCUUCACCAGCGUAGCGUUCCUUCACGACCUCAACCUCAUCCACACCGAUCUCAAACCCGAAAACAUUCUUCUGUGCGACAGUGCCUACCAAACCUUUACCUACAACCGGAAGAUACCGUCUUCGUCUGCUGGUGUCAGCCGCCAGGCCACACAGCGCAAGGUCCUCCUUGACACUGAGAUCCGGCUUAUCGAUUUCGGUUCUGCGACAUUCGAGGAUGAGUACCAUUCCUCCGUCGUCUCUACAAGGCACUAUCGAGCACCCGAGAUCAUUUUGGGAUUGGGGUGGUCGUUCCCUUGCGAUAUCUGGAGCAUAGGGUGCAUCUUGGUCGAAUUCUACACUGGCGAUGCCCUCUUCCAGACGCAUGAUAACCUCGAGCACCUGGCCAUGAUGGAGAAUGUCUGCGAUGGCAGGAUCGACUCGCACCUGGUGCAAGCUGUGAAUAAGAUGGCGACACGAAGUGGAGGAAACCCUGCAUCCAAGUAUGCCCGCAGCCACUAUUUCUACCGUGAACAUUACGAGACACUAACAUCCGCGAAAAGGUACUUCAAACGACUCAAGCUGGACUAUCCCACUCCAGAGACGACUCGUGCGUCAAGACGAUUCGUCAAGAACAUGAAGCGGUUACAGGACAUUAUGCCGCCGUCGAACAAUUUCCUCAAACUUUUCCUCGACUUGCUCCAGAAAAUCUUUGUCUACGACCCGGCCAAGCGCAUCACUGCCAGAGAGGCUCUCGAGCACCCGUGGUUCCGGGAGCAAGCCGUCCCUGACGACGGCACAGAGGCGUCGAAGAUCCGCCGGGAGCGCAUGCACGAGCAAGAGCGAUACUCUGCCCGCGGCUCGGUGGCCUAG
Microdochium trichocladiopsis is the source of this 2409-nucleotide messenger RNA. RefSeq names its product kinase-like domain-containing protein. The coding region runs from base 1 to 2409 and encodes 802 amino acids. Lineage: Eukaryota; Fungi; Ascomycota; Sordariomycetes; Xylariales; Microdochiaceae. Gene Ontology annotation, cellular component: nucleus. Gene Ontology annotation, biological process: protein phosphorylation. The record is from RefSeq and is a predicted model, not a curated record. Gene Ontology annotation, molecular function: protein kinase activity; ATP binding. The transcript has 5 exons.